This is a messenger RNA of Dromiciops gliroides (monito del monte), 363 nucleotides long. Its product is annotated as multifunctional methyltransferase subunit TRM112-like protein. The transcript has 2 exons. The record is from RefSeq and is a predicted model, not a curated record. Gene Ontology annotation, biological process: tRNA methylation; peptidyl-glutamine methylation; rRNA (guanine-N7)-methylation. Gene Ontology annotation, molecular function: protein heterodimerization activity. The coding region runs from base 1 to 363 and encodes 120 amino acids. Lineage: Eukaryota; Metazoa; Chordata; Mammalia; Microbiotheria; Microbiotheriidae.
AUGAAGCUGCUGACCCACAACUUGCUGAGCUCCCACGUGCGUGGGGUGGGACCCCCGGGCUUCCCGCUGCGUAUCGAGGCCACCGAGAUCCGCAUGAGCUCCGUGGACUUCAACCCAGGCUUCAUGACGCGCAUGAUCCCCAAGAUGGAGUGGACGGCACUGGUGGAAACGGCCGAGAGCCUGCCCUGGCAGCUGGUGGAUGGCUAUGAGAAGGAUGAAGAGCGUCUGAGGAAGGUGCAAGACGUCUUGUUAGAGGUAGAGGUGGUCGAGCGUACCCUGCAGUGCCCAGAAUCCGGACUCCUGUUCCCCAUCAGCCGAGGGAUCCCCAACAUGCUGCUGAGUGAUGAAGGGGCCACAUCCUAG